AUGGCGCCAGCACUGCGCUCCCGUACGCUGAAGAAGAAUGACUUCCCUACUUUUUUCAAGCCACUCAAACCAAUACUAUUUUCCGAGUCCCUCAGCACAAAACCAUCUCCGAUACCGCCGAACAUACGCUCACUCAGCUGGUCACCUACCGGCACCCUGAUCGCGACCUGUACAGGCGCAGAUUGCCGGAUAUGGAACUCUGACCGUCCGAAUGUCAAGAGCAGCACACAACUCAAGAAUGCACAUGCCAAAGGCGGCGUGGAAUAUGGCACGCCUGGUGUGGCUGGCGAUACAGUGGAGAGGGUAGCUUUUUGUCCGACAACGGAAGGCGUGCUCGCGAGUACAGGUCUAGACGGCAUGGUACGACUGUGGGAUGUUAGGGCACCAGGAGCAGCUACGGGCGUGAGUGGAAAGGGCACAGCAUUGGCGGAUUGCAAGACAGGUGGCGAUAGUGCGUUCCUGACAUGGCAUCCGAAUGGUCAGGAUAUGCUAGUGGGGAGACGGGACGAUGUGGUGCAUUCGGUAGAUGUCAGACGCAUGAAUGGUAUAGAUGGCACGGCACAGUACGAGCUUCAAUGCGAGAGGAAGAUGGACAGGGGCAAGCACAUCUUGUAUGCUAUGGCGUUCUCGAACUCGGGACGGGAAGUCUUUGCUACGACGCAGGAAGGUUCGGUGAGGAUCCUGGACUAUCCGACUAUGUCCCAUCUGCAUACUCUGUCUGGACAUACCGCUGCGGCAUACACUGUUGCCCAAUCGCCUACAGGAGGCUACGUUGCAAUUGGCUCAGGCGACAGCACGAUCAGCAUGUGGGAUACAUCCAUGUGGCUGACUACACAUACACUCUCGGCGCCAUCACAGGUGACAAGUGUUCGAGAUCUGUCUUUCAGCUUCGAUGGAUCGUAUGUCGUGGCUGGAGCAGGGCCGGACUCGAAGGAUGGCGUACCUGGGCUCAACAUUUUCCAUGCUGACACUGGUGAUGUUGUGCACACCAUCGAGACGACUCAUUGUCCUAGCUAUGUGGCGUGGCAUCCGACAAGAUACUGGCUUGCUUUUGCUGGGGACGCGGGUGGCAUGAAGGUGCUUGGGUCUGGGACAGGUCUGUGA
Molecule: messenger RNA, 1104 nt
Organism: Recurvomyces mirabilis
Lineage: Eukaryota; Fungi; Ascomycota; Dothideomycetes; Mycosphaerellales; Teratosphaeriaceae
Exons: 1
Coding region: 1-1104 (367 amino acids)
Biological process (GO): mRNA export from nucleus
Cellular component (GO): THO complex part of transcription export complex
Molecular function (GO): protein binding
Source: RefSeq, a predicted model, not a curated record